Solenopsis invicta (red fire ant) is the source of this 753-nucleotide messenger RNA. RefSeq lists its product as uncharacterized. The transcript is spliced from 3 exons. The record is from RefSeq and is a predicted model, not a curated record. The coding region runs from base 400 to 708 and encodes 102 amino acids. NCBI's taxonomy places the organism in Eukaryota, Metazoa, Arthropoda, Insecta, Hymenoptera, Formicidae.
ACAAAAUAGAUAUUCAUGAAUAAAUAAAUAAUUUUUGAAAAAACACAAAAUUCGCGAUACUUUUUGAACACACCUCGUAUGUACGCAAAGUGCAAAAACUUUUUUUAAAAAAUAAUACAGGUCGGCAAUUACAAUUGGUUGGACGUGAUCGUGUAAUAGUACAAUAUUUUAUUUUUAGACUUAUCAACACGAAAUUGGAUAAAUUGUUAAGAAAAAGAAAAAAUGUAAUGCCUGUAAAACCUACGUCGUUCCCUUUGUCAUCCGGAAGAAGUGAAAGCAUUUGAAGAUGUAAGCGAUGAAGCAUAUGAAGCUGCAGUUGAUUAUUUUAUAUUUCUCGGCGGAAGAAAUGUACACGAAGCAGUUAUCUUUUGCCUAAAAGAAUCAAUAUCAGAUCUGACAAUGUGCCACUACUCGACAUGGGGAGAGCGUGGGAAUCGCUCCUUGUACGAUACCAAAAUCAUUAAAGCCAUUUACGAUGCCGUUGCUACAAAUUUGCAACCACCUCCUAAUCGCGACGAAUUCUUCAGAGAAGUUUCUGAAGGUGUUCGUUUUGAUAAACAACGUAUUCGGAAUGAAAAUAUUGGAAGGGCGGCUAUUCGGGUUGGUAUACGUAAACGAAAUCGCAGAGCAGCCGACAACAAUUUAUACGGCGAUCAACACGAAUGCGAAGAAAAUGAAAAUGAACAAACGGAUGCUAGUGAAAAUUAAACUGGUAUUAUUCUUAAGAAGAAAAUAAAAUCAAAACUAUUAAAA